Messenger RNA from Castor canadensis (American beaver), 2718 nucleotides. Lineage: Eukaryota; Metazoa; Chordata; Mammalia; Rodentia; Castoridae. The record is from RefSeq and is a predicted model, not a curated record.
CAACGAAAAACCUACACACACACACACACACACACACACACACACACUCACACUCACACUCACAGCCUGGAAUUCUCCCUGAAACCACUCCUGCAGCUUUGCGGCCAGCGCCCUCUAGCGUUCAUCUGGAGAAUUGACGCCUCCGGGGCCCCUGGGGACCCAAAGCUCGCUGUCCACUAUGGUGUCCCCAAGCAUGCAGCUGGUCAAGGCCCUCCGCAGCUCGGUCUCGGACUAUGUCAACUAUGAUAUCAUAGUGCUCCAUUACAACUACACGGGAAAGCUGAAUAUCAGCGCCGACAAGGACAAUGGUAUUAAACUGACUUCAGUGGUUUUCAUUCUUAUCUGCUGUUUCAUCAUCCUGGAGAACAUCUUUGUCUUGCUGACUAUUUGGAAAACCAAGAAGUUCCACCGGCCCAUGUACUAUUUCAUUGGCAAUCUAGCUCUCUCAGACCUGUUGGCGGGCGUGGCCUACAUAGCCAACCUGCUGUUGUCUGGGGCCACCACCUACAAGCUCACCCCUGCGCAGUGGUUUGUGCGAGAAGGGAGUAUGUUUGUGGCUCUGUCUGCGUCGGUGUUCAGCCUCCUGGCCAUUGCCAUCGAGCGCUAUAUCACCAUGCUGAAGAUGAAGUUACACAACAGCAGCAACAGCUCCCGAUCCUUCCUGCUCAUCAGCGCUUGCUGGGUCAUGUCCCUCAUCCUGGGUGGCCUGCCCAUCAUGGGCUGGAACUGCAUCGGCACGCUGUCCAGCUGUUCCACCGUGCUGCCGCUGUACCACAAGCACUAUAUCCUCUUCUGCACCACCGUGUUCACCUUGCUCUUACUCUCCAUCGUCAUCCUCUACUGCAGGAUCUACUCCCUGGUCAGGACUCGGAGUCGCCGGCUGACCUUCCGGAAGAACAUCUCCAAAGCCAGCCGGAGCUCUGAGAAGUCGCUGGCCUUGCUGAAGACGGUCAUCAUCGUCCUGAGUGUCUUCAUCGCCUGCUGGGCACCGCUCUUUAUCCUGCUCUUGCUGGAUGUGGGCUGCAAGGUGAAGACCUGUGACAUCCUUUACAAAGCAGAGUACUUCCUGGUGCUGGCUGUGCUGAACUCGGGUACCAAUCCCAUCAUUUACACCCUAACCAACAAGGAGAUGCGCCGGGCCUUCAUACGGAUCGUGUCCUGUUGCAAGUGUCCCAGCGGAGACUCCACGGGCAAGAUCAAACGCCCGAUCAUCGCAGGUAUGGAGUUCAGCCGCAGUAAAUCCGACAACUCCUCCCACCCCCAGAAGGACGAUGGGGACAACCCAGAGACCAUUAUGUCUUCUGGAAAUGUCAACUCUUCUUCCUAAAAAGAAAAUUUCCCAUUCUUGGGAAGCACUCUUAUUUGGGCACCCGCCACCCCAGCGUUUGAAAGAUGCCUCUGGGCCUCAACCUUGCUAGGAAGGAGCUGCUGCAAGCCAGAGAGGGAGGGAAAGAGAGAGAGAGAGAGAAAGAGAGAGAGAGAGAGAGAGAGAGAGAGAGAGAGAGAGAGAGUGAGUGGGGGGACAAGGCACAGCUUGAUGGGCUGUUGGUGGUAGUUGGUUCCUGUGAACAAUGGCACUGGGGAAGGGUGGAGAUCAGGUUCCAGUCUGGAGCCGAUUUCCUUCCCCUGCCCCGACCCCUGGAGCUUUGAUUUUGCACUGAGCCAAAGGUCUAGCAUUGUCAAGCUCCUCACGGGGUAUUUUUGGCCCCUCCUCAAAGACUUAGGUCCCUUGGGAAAGGGUCUCUUUGGAGCUUUGAGAUGUUUUCUUUCACUUUCAAACCCAAGAGAAUGUGUGCACUUCUGCUUGUCUUGGGAGGCUCUGCAUAUCACACCCUUUCCUGCCCCUCCGGGAUUCUUCUACAUUAUAUUGUAACUACCCAGCGUUCAGGUGGGAGGAGGUUGUGGUCUGGUCCUUGUCGCCAUCAUCUGUGACAAGUGGGCUGGGUGGUAGGUAGGCAGUGAGAAGAUGGAAAUAGUUCGGAGAACUAAAGCAAUGUCAUUUGCUGAGUCCAAAGUUUCCACAUAAGUUGGACCAGGUUUUUGGAAUGUGGUUCAAGUUACUUUGAGUUUUGGGGUUUUUUUUUCAGUGAAAUGUGUUUUUUUUUUUCUUUCAGUGAAAUGAAUACCCAUUGUAGUUACAGUCAGAAUAAGGAAAUCCAAUUUAUCUAAAUAAUAUCAGUCAUGGUCUUGAGAAACCAACAAAACCAGGUGAAAAUAGGAGUUACCUUUUGUAAACCAAGAGAGAUUUCUCAAUUUCUAGCCAAUGCCUUCAUUUCUAGCAAAUACGACAUCUGUCUUUGGCACUUUUGUUGAUGUUUCUUUCAGACUGUUGUGUGAUUUCAUUUCGACCAACAAGAUGGUUGUAUUUUGUGGUGUUAAAAGUACUCUUCAUGAUUUUUGAAUGUAUUUGUUUCAGCAGAAGUAAUUUUAUGGGUUUUUUUCCUAACCUGUGUUAACAGCAUUGAAUGUGCAUUACUUAAGAAAAUUCCACCCUCUUGUGCCCUUGAAAGCAUUACUUUAACUGAUAGGGAACACCAGAAGUUUUUCAGUACAGCUGUUCAUUAGAUAGUAAUUAAAGGUGUGUAUAAAUGUUACAAAGAAUAAAAAUAUAUUACUGUCUCUUAGUAUGGUUUUCAGUGCAAUUAAACUAAGAAAUGUCUUUUUUUUAAGUAUUUAAUAGGCUUCUGACUUUUGUGGAUCAUUUUGCACAUAGCUUUA